UGUUAACAACCACUACCGUGCGGCGCGCGCCGCGGCAGGCCGCAAGCCGCGCGGAAAUUUGACGAUGACGAAAAAACUCAUAGGAUGACACGCAUGACAUGGUGGCAAGUUGAUGCACGGCCAACACGAAGUCAUUGAUGACGAAAUACCAACAGCAGAUUGACACUGUGACAUUUGCAAGAAUCCAUUGAUAUCGGGACCCCAGUGCCAUGUCAAAACCAAAGGAACAUGUUCCAUCCUCACAGCCCAUGGAUAAACCUAGAAAUGUCAAAGGCAAGAAUACUGCAUCUAUGUCAAGGAGAUCUGCUGAGGCUAACCCAUUGGCACAACCAGUCUAUCACUCCACAGUGGCUCUCGGCCAUCAACUCAAUAACUUCCAAAGGAUGGAGUUUGAUGCUGAAGGUACAGUGCUUAAGGCACUGGAGGAAUCAGAGAUGGCUAGGCUCAACUUUGCCGAGAAAGUUGCCGAAGCUGUGAACGUCCCCAAGAAAGAGACUAAAUAUUCAGGCCUGAUCAGUGUUGAUGUGCCUGUGGAAGCAACCAUUGCUCGAGAAGUUGAGGAUCGUAUGGCUAGACUGAAAACGAGCCACAAACAGGUCUCACACAAACCUUGCAAGGCAUCAGAAGUGCCAUCUCCCAACAUAAUGAAUGCCUUCCCCCCUGAUGGUCUGAUUGUGGAAGAACCCAUCAUGGAUGUACCAGCAUUGACCUCCCAACAAGUCCAACCAAAACCCUGUUCUCCUGAGGUAGCCUUUGACCUGUACAGGCACAUACUGUGUUGGGAUUCCUAGGUGGUACCAUAGUAUGGAAUGCCAAAUGUACCAAAAUAUGAUGUUACUCUGUGAAAGUAGUUUGAUCAUGUCCUCAGUCUAUUAUGUGAAGUUCUCAAUCCAUUAUGUAAAGUUCUCAAUCUAUUAUGUG
Acanthaster planci (crown-of-thorns starfish) is the source of this 921-nucleotide messenger RNA. RefSeq names its product protein phosphatase 1 regulatory subunit 35-like. The record is from RefSeq and is a predicted model, not a curated record. Gene Ontology annotation, cellular component: centriole. NCBI's taxonomy places the organism in Eukaryota, Metazoa, Echinodermata, Asteroidea, Valvatida, Acanthasteridae. Gene Ontology annotation, biological process: positive regulation of centriole elongation; positive regulation of cilium assembly; negative regulation of phosphatase activity. Gene Ontology annotation, molecular function: phosphatase binding.